GCAGGGUUCUCCGGGAAAUGUGGUCCCUCCGUGCGGCCCGGGCGGUGGCCGUGAGUCCUGCAGCCCCGGCGGCCCAUCCGGCCUGCACUCGGGAUGGCUGGGCCGGGCGGCUCGGGGGGAGCCAUCGGGGCUGGGGCUCUGGCAGGAGGGGUGCGCUCCAAGGUGGCCCCGAGUGUGGACUUCGACCACAGUUGCUCAGACAGUGUCGAGUACCUGACGCUCAACUUCGGGCCCUUCGAAACAGUGCAUCGCUGGCGGCGCCUCCCGCCCUGCGACGAGUUCGUGGGUGCCCGGCGCAGCAAGCACACAGUGGUGGCAUAUAAGGAUGCCAUCUAUGUAUUUGGUGGAGACAAUGGAAAGACAAUGCUCAAUGACCUCCUGCGGUUCGAUGUGAAGGACUGCUCCUGGUGCAGAGCCUUUACCACUGGCACCCCACCAGCCCCACGCUACCACCACUCAGCUGUUGUAUACGGAAGCAGCAUGUUUGUAUUUGGAGGCUAUACUGGAGAUAUUUAUUCCAAUUCUAACUUGAAGAAUAAAAAUGACCUUUUUGAAUACAAGUUUGCAACUGGCCAGUGGACCGAAUGGAAGAUAGAAGGACGGUUGCCGGUUGCCAGGUCAGCCCAUGGGGCCACAGUGUACAGUGACAAGCUAUGGAUCUUUGCGGGCUAUGAUGGCAAUGCCAGGUUGAACGACAUGUGGACAAUUGGCCUCCAAGACCGAGAACUCACUUGCUGGGAAGAGGUUGCCCAGAGUGGCGAGAUCCCACCAUCCUGCUGCAACUUCCCUGUGGCUGUGUGCCGGGACAAGAUGUUUGUGUUCUCAGGACAGAGUGGAGCCAAGAUAACCAACAACCUUUUCCAGUUUGAAUUCAAGGACAAGAUGUGGACACGCAUCCCUACUGAGCACCUGCUCCGGGGCUCCCCACCCCCUCCACAGCGGCGCUAUGGACACACCAUGGUGGCCUUUGACCGCCAUCUCUAUGUGUUUGGGGGUGCAGCAGACAACACAUUGCCCAAUGAGCUGCACUGCUAUGACGUGGAUUUCCAGACCUGGGAGGUUGUCCAGCCCAGCUCUGACAGCGAGGUCGGUGGGGCUGAGGUGCCUGAGCGUGCUUCCGCUUCUGAGGAGGCACCUACCCUAACCUCAGAGGAGCGGGGUGGCUUUAAGAAGUCCCGUGAUGUGUUUGGCCUAGACUUUGGCACCACCUCGGCUAAGCAGCCCACCCAGCUGGCCUCAGAGCUGCCCAGCGGGAGGCUUUUCCAUGCAGCUGCUGUCAUCUCUGAUGCCAUGUACAUCUUCGGGGGCACUGUGGACAACAACAUUCGCAGUGGGGAAAUGUACAGGUUCCAGUUCUCUUGCUACCCCAAGUGCACGCUACAUGAGGACUAUGGGCGCCUAUGGGAGAGCCGCCAGUUCUGCGAUGUGGAGUUUGUGCUGGGUGAGAAGGAAGAGUGUGUGCAGGGCCAUGUGGCCAUUGUCACUGCUCGGAGCCGCUGGCUCCGUAGGAAAAUCGUGCAGGCUCGGGAGCGGUUGGCUCAGAAGCUGGAGGAGGAAGGAGCCCUGGCUCCAAGGGAGGCCCCCAAUACAGCUGUGUGCAGGCCACGACUACCACUGUUUCAUGUGGCCAUCCGUGAGGCUGAGGCCAGGCCCUUCGAGGUGCUCAUGCAGUUCCUGUACACAGACAAGAUCAAGUACCCACGGAAAGGCCACGUGGAGGACGUUCUGCUCAUCAUGGACGUAUACAAGUUAGCCCUGAGCUUCCAGCUGUGCCGCCUUGAACAGCUGUGUCGGCAGUACAUCGAAGCCUCCGUGGAUCUGCAGAAUGUGCUGGUUGUGUGUGAGAGUGCUGCCAGACUGCAGCUGGGCCAGCUCAAGGAGCACUGCCUAAACUUCGUGGUGAAGGAGUCCCACUUCAACCAGGUGAUCAUGAUGAAGGAGUUUGAGCGCCUCUCCUCCCCACUGAUUGUGGAGAUUGUGCGGCGGAAGCAGCAGCCAUCCCCUCGUACACCCUCAGAUCAGCCUGUGGACAUUGGCACAUCUCUGAUCCAGGACAUGAAGGCAUACCUGGAGGGAGCAGGCUCAGAGUUCUGUGACAUCACACUACUGCUGGAUGGCCAGCCACGGCCUGCCCACAAAGCCAUCCUGGCUGCCCGCUCUAGCUACUUUGAGGCCAUGUUCCGGUCCUUCAUGCCAGAGGACGGGCAGGUGAAUAUUUCCAUCGGGGAGAUGGUGCCCAGCAGGCAGGCCUUUGAGUCUAUGCUGCGUUACAUCUACUACGGUGAGGUCAACAUGCCCCCUGAAGACUCACUCUACCUUUUUGCAGCCCCCUACUAUUACGGCUUCUAUAACAACCGACUACAGGCAUACUGCAAGCAGAACCUAGAGAUGAAUGUGACCGUGCAGAAUGUGCUGCAGAUUCUGGAGGCAGCUGACAAGACACAGGCACUGGACAUGAAGCGGCACUGCCUGCACAUCAUUGUGCACCAGUUCACCAAGGUCUCUAAGCUGCCCACACUGCGGUUGCUGAGCCAGCAGCUGCUGCUGGACAUCAUAGACUCCCUGGCCUCCCACAUCUCUGACAAGCAGUGUGCAGAGCUGGGUGCUGACAUCUGAGGAUCUCUGUGGGCCCUGUUUGGAGAAUGAUGCUGCCAGAUUGGUCACAUCUCAACCUGCAGAGUGACCACACCUGUGGGGCCAAGGGUCCCCAGUUUCUGCACAGCUGUGGACACAGGUCCCACAGAAAAUGGCAAGUGGAAGCAGGCUCCCUUUCCACCUGACACCUCUCUGGGGUGGGAGGCCAGGGCUCAGGGACACCAUUCAGCUGUAGAGAUGCUGGAAGUGUGGCUUUGGGUUCCCCAAGGAUGUAUUGUGGAUCUACACACUAGAUCCCACUGUCAAGGGAUGAGGGCUUAGCAGUAUCUCCAGCAACUGGGCUGUACCCUAUUCUCCCAAAGUCUGUGAGGAUUUCUUACCCCAGAGCUUAUGAAUGGGGACCAGUAACAGUGGUCUGACCCUAGAAAUGAAUUUUGGAGGGUUUUGCUCCCAGCCCAUAGGGCAGCCAAGCUAUACUUAGCCUAGCUUCCAGCAGAGCUCCAUGUUCUAGCCUACACCGUACAUACCUGGGCCAGAAAGCCAGCAGAGAUGUCCCUAUGUAUUUAUUCUGUCAUAGACAUGCCUCCAUUAAAGCCACAGCAGCACUGCAUACAUGUUUUGCUGGCAUAUAGUUGCCACCACUAGCCUCUGCCCCUCCGUACCACCAGUCUGUAGCCCCAUGGCCUAGAUGUCCUAGAAGUGAGUUCAGCCUGUCUUACCCAUGUCAACAACUCACAUGGGGAGGGGACUAGGGGAAUCAUCCAGGCCAGCUCCUCCCCUCCUGAGAGCCCUGGCCAGUUCAGGGCAUCCACCCUUGUCACCCUAGCAGGUCAUCAACGUCUGCAUCCCAGCGCAGCAGUUUACCUUUUUUGGGACCAAGUGCAGGAACCCACUUUGUCCUAUCUCCUGGGAAGCCAGAUCUUUUGUGGGAAAUGCUUCUUGGCCUUAAGAACUCAUUUCUUUACUCUGUUCCAUCCAGCCCUUGCUGUGGGACUCUAGGUAGAUAGGCCCUGGUUUACAGGCUGGUACCCUUAGCUGAAGUUAGCAGAACCACAGAGCUAGCCAGCUAUAAAGUAGCCUGGUAUAGGAUGACCUGGGAAGAGAGGUGUAGGGCAAGGGCUGAGGCAGGUGGCCAUGCCAAAGAACAGUCCUUUGAAGAAGCAGCAGGCUACAGCUAAGGUUGGUAGUAGGGGAUGUCAGUAUCUAAAGUACCAGCCCAAAGUGGCCAGCCAGGCAGGUGAGUCAACUGUGCUGUACCACAUAGCCAUGUCCCCAAGACAGCCUCAUUCAAUCUUCUGCUUCUGGGGUGAGGGGCAGGGUGUGAAAGUCCCAAAUUGCAAACCCUGCUCCAUUGUGACACUUGUAACCAGCCUGUCUGCUGUCUCCUCUACAUAGAAUAUGAAUAAAGCUAUACACCCAGGGCCCCCAAAAGAAAACUUCA
Messenger RNA from Nannospalax galili (Upper Galilee mountains blind mole rat), 4036 nucleotides. RefSeq names its product leucine zipper like transcription regulator 1 (gene Lztr1). The record is from RefSeq and is a predicted model, not a curated record. The coding region runs from base 94 to 2616 and encodes 840 amino acids. NCBI's taxonomy places the organism in Eukaryota, Metazoa, Chordata, Mammalia, Rodentia, Spalacidae. Gene Ontology annotation, cellular component: Golgi apparatus. Gene Ontology annotation, molecular function: protein binding. The transcript has 21 exons.